Cyprinus carpio (common carp) is the source of this 1991-nucleotide messenger RNA. RefSeq lists its product as uncharacterized. Gene Ontology annotation, cellular component: plasma membrane. Lineage: Eukaryota; Metazoa; Chordata; Actinopteri; Cypriniformes; Cyprinidae. Gene Ontology annotation, biological process: acetate transmembrane transport; succinate transmembrane transport. The record is from RefSeq and is a predicted model, not a curated record. Gene Ontology annotation, molecular function: acetate:proton symporter activity. The coding region runs from base 36 to 1991 and encodes 651 amino acids. The transcript is spliced from 5 exons.
CUUAUCAGCAGAAAGCUACAUUUAAAGGGAAGUUCAUGGCAUCAGCAAGUGGCUUUCCGGCAAGUUUUUAUGGAGAGCCGGGUGUGCUUGGGCUUCUGGCCAAUGGCAUCAGUGCUUUCCUUGUCCUACUGCAGAACUUCCAUGGGGCCAGGACUGGCGUUCCUGCAGAGGGAGUGGAAAACAUAUUAGCAGGUGUUCAUCUCAUUCUAAUUGGUGGAGUGUGUCAGCUAGUGGCAGGCUUGAUUUCUUUCCGAAAAUAUGACCAUCUGAGUGGGACGUCCUUUGUAGGAUACGCAGUGCUGUGGGGCAGUUAUGGGGCCACAAGAAUUUUCCUAGGUGCCAACCAACAAAGUCCAAACCUGUUCAAUGAAUCAACAUCGAUAAAUAACACCAUUCAAGAUCUGUUCACAGACACUAGUAUUAACAAAACCGACAUUCCAAUGUUCAUCAAGGAGUCUGCCAUAGCUGGGCUGGUACCUUACAUUCUGUUAUCCUUUCUGCUGGCCUUCUGUUCAGCAACUGUAAACUACAUCAUGCCCUUUGUGUUUGGGGCCAUCACCCUCACACUGAUAUUUGAGGCUAUUGGUCUGGUAGCAGGGUGGGCUCUGGUGGUUUCUGGGGUUCUGGAGCUCCUUAUUCUGCUCUUUGCCAUAUAUGGCUCAUCAGCACUGCUAAUCAAGGGACUGGCCCAACGCUAUGUGCUAAAGGGUUUUGGAAACCCUCUCUUCAACGUACUGCUACUAGGAACCACUAACGCAAGUAGCUCCCAAAGCUUGGGCCAAGAGAAGAAGAAAAACACAAAAUAUGCUGAACCUAUGGCCUUGGGGUUCUUCUGCGACACAGUCUCACCAUUUAUCUUCGCCUUCUAUGCCUUUAACUACUUCCCGUCGGUCUCAGUAGCUGCCAUCUGGAUAACCAUCAAUUCUGCUGCUCAGCUUCUAUCUAGCUAUUAUGCAUACUUGCGUCAAGACUGCUACCAUGCAACCAAGUUUGGCCUGCACUGCGUGUUUUGGUUGGUGAAGACCUGGGAAGAGCAUGUGGUAUCAGUAACCAUUGGCCGGACUGAAGCUGGUGAAGUAAGGCACGCCAUGGUUGGCAACUGGUUCUUCGUGUCUGCUGCAUUGGUUUUCUGCAUCGCAAGUCUACACAAAGACACUCUUGAGCUAGUUCACAACUCAUUUUUUGUCCUGGUGACCAUAUCAACCAUCUCCCAGAUUCCCAUUGAGAGGUACUACAUCUUUUUUGGAGUGACCUGCUCCCUCUUCACUCUCCUGUCCUACUAUGGCACCUUUGCACGCCUCAUCAACACCAUUGCUGAGAAGUCUUUGAUCCCAGUUGGACCCCAGCCUGUCUCCACCGAAUCCCUGCAGAAAUAUCUCAGUUACCUCAAGAGGUCCAAAAUAAAUGAGUCUGAGGAUAAAGGUGCACAGCUCUCUGAUGCUUUAUUUUAUCUUUCCAAUGGAGUGGCUGCACUCUCAGCCAUCCAUAGCAUUCAGCCCGGCCUGGCAUUUUUCGACCUAACUGUUCCUUGGGUGCUCAUCCCAGGAGCCAUCAUCCAGGCCUACGUCAGUCGACUACAGGUACAAGGUGGCCAGAGAUUCGGCUCUGUCAUUCCCUCCUUUUAUGUGGCUAUUUGGGCAACUUGGAGCUGGUUUAGGUUUGCAGGACAUCGUUUGCAAAUAUCCACAGAGUCAGCAAAUGGCUUUGCAGCUGGAGCAAUAGCAUUCCUGGUCAUUAACGCUUUCUUGAUUUUAGUUGCGGCCUACAACAAUCUUGUUCUUUUGGCACUGACCACCAUCAUGGAGGUCAUCAUAGUUUGUUUUCUCCUCUCUGCUCUUGGACGACUGCCCUAUCAGCUAGAAGUUGCCAUGCUAGCAGUUUUCGCCAUCAUAUGUUUGUAUGGCAUGCUAGCAUCCCUUGUGAAUAGUAUCUUCUCCAAAACCCUGAUUCCAGUUGGACCUUCCCUUAUCAAGGUAUUAGUUCAAUUAUGA